AGCGGGCUACAGAAUGUUGGCCCGACUUCCGCCAGCAAAGAGACGGCGCGCAGGAAAGUAGUGAGAUCGAAACAUCCUGUAAAAUAGGACUAACUUCAAACAAAUGCAAUAUACGGAAUUUCAGUAUUGUUUUGUCGGUGAAAAUCAACAUAAGAGCACAUAGCAAGCUAUUUGGCUGAAAUAUUGUGCUUGCUACAGCAAGCUUGCAAACACUUGAGAGUAUUCAAAUUAAGGAGCGCGUCGACGUCGGCCUGGUCAAUUUGGCUAGCCAGCUAGCUUACAGAGCUAGACCUAUCUUGAAGUUAUCGACUGCAGGACAAGCAACAUAAGAGGAAUGAGUGAUGACCUCUGUUGUGGUGGCAGACGGUGGAGGGAAUAUGGUGGAGUACGUCACUGUCAUGGAAGAGACUGAGCAGAGUCAGGAGAACCUCGGUGAGGAGGGGGAGGUGGUGCAGGAGAUAGUGGAGACUGUAAUAGGGGAGGAUGGGGAGGAGUAUCCUGCUGUGGUGGUGGAAGAGGUGCCCAGUGCCCAGUUGGAGCAGUGCUACGCUGCCCAGGUGUUGGUCUACGAUGACGGGACCUAUCUGAUGCAGGACGUGGGAGACGAGCAGGAGGUGGUCACCGAGGUAGUGGAGACAGUAGAGGUGUCGUCACACGGGGGCAUGGUGUGCUUUGAUAAGACCUUCGAGGCGGCCGAGGCCCUUCUUCACAUGGACUCCCCCAGCAGUUUCCAUGGAGACCGCAACAACACAGUGGAGGACGUGAUGAUGGAGACGGUGGUGGAGGUGUCUACAGAGUGUGAGCCCAUAGAAGAGGACAGCUUCCCUAUACCCCCUGACUAUGAGCCUCCGUCUGCCAAGAAGAAGAAAGGGGGACGGAAGCCGAAGACACAACAGCCUCAGCCUGACACCAACGGCAACAUUGACCUGGGGAUCAGGCAGAGACCCAGAGAGGGAAAAGGGAGCACCACCUACCUAUGGGAGUUCCUGUUGGAUCUCCUCCAGGAUAAGAACACCUGUCCCAGGUACAUCAAGUGGAUGCAGCGGGACAAGGGCAUCUUCAAACUGGUGGACUCCAAGGCCGUGUCCAAGCUGUGGGGCAAACACAAGAACAAACCUGACAUGAACUAUGAAACCAUGGGCAGGGCACUCAGGUAUUACUACCAGAGGGGGAUCCUAGCCAAGGUGGCGGGCCAGAGGCUAGCCUACCAGUUUAAAGACAUGCCCAAGAACAUCAGGGUGAUCGACGAUGACCGGGAGGAGGAGGAGGGAGAUGAGGGGGAACCCUCUGAGCACCACCAGACACUGAUUAUUGACCCUGCCACCUCCACCCAGACACAGCAGAACUACAUCACUGUCAUACCCACCUCGUCCGGCAACAGGACCAUGCGUUUGGCCAUGCCCAUGGUCAUGACGACGACACUGGGUCAAAUGACCCUCAACUCCUCCACCGUCUUCACCACCCAGGCUCCCAUCACCCUGGGCAACACCCACGCUGGCGGGCCCAAGCUGGUGAUCCAGACCCUGCCCGCCAUGAUGCCCGCCGGGGCCAAGAGCGGAGAGAAGAUCACCAUCAUCACCAUCCCGGCGGCCCAGCUAGCUCAGCUGACGCAGGGCAACCUUUCAGCCCAGCUCUCAGGCCAGUUAGCUCAGCUCAUACAGGCUAAACCAGUCACCCAGCUGGUGCAGGCUAAACCAGUCACCCAGCUGGUGCAGGCUAAACCAGCCCCUCCACUCAUACUGGCAAAGCCUGUGACUGUGACCCAGCAGCCACCUGCCGCCUCCCCUGUAGGUAAACCACAGCUCCCUCCCACCACCACCAUCACAAUCCCUGUACCUACCCCCUCUACACACCCUGAAAAAGAAGCCAUCUCACCCCACACAGCCCUUCCAGAGUCCACCCCUUCAGUGAGCACGGAGCUCCCCCAGUCUAGCCCGGGAGACCCCUCUGACUCGGAGUCGGCACAGAACCCAGUGGACCCUGAAUCUUGAACUCGAGGCCAAGGUGCCCGACAGCUACUGACUCCAUAUUGACCCUGUGUUUUGAAGUGGAGUCUUCCCUUCCCAUCCUCCAAUCACUGGGCAGUGGAGCUGUAGGACCAUACAGAGGAGGAGAGCUCUGAACCUCAGCUAUGGAGCUCCUAGUUACCAGGGAGCUAGUCUUCAAACUGGAGCUGCAGUGCCAUCCCUCCCUCCACAUCAGAAAACCAGGAAAAGAGAUGAGGAUAAAGGGACUUUGUAUACAUAAUACAUAGAUACACUCUCCUACGUAUUGAUUUGGACAGUGAAGCUGAAACUUUUAAUUUGGCUCUCUACUCCAGCAUUUUGGAUUUGAUUAAUUAUUUCAUGUGAGGUGACCGUACAGAAUGUCACCUUUUUUUAUUUGAGGGUAUUUUCAUGCAUAUCUUUUUCACCGUUUAGAAAUAAUCACUUUAUGUAUAUAAGAACACCUGUCCCAGGUACAUCAAGUGGAUGCAGCGGGACAAGGGCAUCUUCAAACUGGUGGACUCCAAGGCCGUGUCCAAGCUGUGGGGCAAACUUGAAGGUGUUAUACAUAUUUGGUCAAAUUCAGUAGUAUGUGUAUUAAAGUAGUCAAAAGUGUAGUAUUUGGUCACAUAUUCCUAGCACACAGUGACAUCAAGCUUGUGAUUCUGCAUUUGCACUAUGCUUUGGCUGUGUUUCAGAAUGUUAUGUCCAAUAGAAAUGAAUAGUAAAUAAUGCAUUAUCAUUUUUAAUUGAAAUAUUACAGAACGUUUCUGAACACAUACCUUAAUCUCGAUGCUACCAAGAUUACGGAUAAUCGUGAAUAAGUGAGAGUGUGAGUUAGAGGCGCAAAUAUCAUACCCCCCAAAAAGUGAUGGUGAGAGGUUAGCCUUUCUUGGGGGUCUGAUCUUUGUGCCUCUAACUUAUCAUUAUUCACAGUUCAUUCAAGAUUAUCAGUAAUUAUGGUAGCAUCCACCUUUUAAUGUAGAAGUGUUCAGAAACAAAUUCAAUUUGUAUUAUUUUUUUUGACUCCAAAAUGACACAUUGUUGUGCCAAACAGAAAUGGUAAAUAGUCUGAAACACAGCCAAAACAAACUGCAAAUGCAUCCAACAAGUUUGUAGAGUCACAAGCUGAUGUAGUCAUUGCAUGCCAGGAAUAUGGCACCAAAUACUAAACUUAUGUAUAUUAACUACUUAUGAUACCUUCAAAUGGACUGUUUUCAUUUAACGGUAAAACAGAUAUGUAGGAAAAUACCCUCAAAACAGGUGACAUUCUGAACGGUCCCCUCAUAUGAAACAUUUCAUCUCAAAUUUGAAAUGCUGGAGUAUAGAGCCAAAUGAAAAGUUUUAGCUUCACUGUCCAGAUAAAUAUGUAGGGGAGUGUACAUGCUUUAGAAGCUCUUUGGAUCUCAAACGAUGGGCAAGCCUUAGAUUGUACAUUGAACAUGCUUCUUUUAAUCAAAAACAUAAUAUAAAGGAAGCCUGAAAGAUUUGUGUAAACUUUUUGAUACUCUUCAGCAGGUUACGUACGAUGUAUUCUAAGUUCAAUGCAAGUGUAGUUCUUUUUGUCUCGUAGUUGAAAUCUUUGGGUUUUCCUCUGACUGGUUGGUUCCCAUCAUCUGGCUAUGGAAAGUAGUCUAGUCCUCCACAGCACUGUCCCUCCACACUCAAUGUUUUUUUUGUGUUAUUAUAUAUAUUUUUUACUGUUCAGAAAAGGGAGCGAAAGGAUGUUUGUGUUAAGGAAAGACAGAUCCAGAUGGUAUAUUCCCACAUUUUGAAGCAUAUGCUAUUUUCAUGUACUCUCAAAGUGUAUUGAUGUAGAUUUUACUGAAGUAUGUAUUAUAAAAAAAACAUGAAUUGAAA
Molecule: messenger RNA, 3845 nt
Organism: Oncorhynchus mykiss (rainbow trout)
Lineage: Eukaryota; Metazoa; Chordata; Actinopteri; Salmoniformes; Salmonidae
Product: ETS-related transcription factor Elf-2
Biological process (GO): regulation of transcription by RNA polymerase II; cell differentiation
Cellular component (GO): nucleus
Molecular function (GO): DNA-binding transcription factor activity, RNA polymerase II-specific; sequence-specific DNA binding
Source: RefSeq, a predicted model, not a curated record